AUGGCUGUCGUAUGACUCAGAAGAGUUUGUUUAGUUUCAACGAAAAUUGAACUGGAUUAUAACAGAAUGACUCAUCAGUAGCAAGAAUUCUGAAACAUUUUCAUAACAUCAUAGUUUGAAUCAGAAGUUUCCAGCUGAUUCCCUAGUCAGCUGUAGAAGUUAUGUCAACAGAAUAGAAGGAUCACCUGCUCCUUAAGGUACUUCUUGGAAACAAGUUAUUUCUUGACAUCACUCAUGGCAUAUGACAGAAAAGAAGUUAUAGGGUAUUUAGAGGGAGUUCCAGUUAAAGUUGGAGAAAAGUUUCGACCACCAAGAAAAGUGACUCUGCCUUUAAGUUUUCACUCCUCUUUCUCGUUAAAUGUUCUUGAAGAAGAUUAUGAUUUUAAUCUUGAGAAACAAGUCAUAGAGCAUGCAGAAAAAUGCAAACUAGAAAAAGAAGUUGCCGAAAAAGCCAAGACUCAAAAGAUUGCCUCUGAGAUUGAACAAUUUACCAAAAGCAUUGCAAUGGUUCAGAGUAACAGUGAAACUGACCAAGCAGUCCAAGAAAACCAAGAGAAUGGGUGUGAAUGUCCAGAAAAAUCUGACCCAUCUCAAAUCAGAUAUUCAGUCAAUGCUUGUAGCUCUCCUAAUAAAAUUUUUUAUCAAGGUAGAUAUGCUGAAGGUAAUGUUUCCCAGCAAAGUCCAAUCGGUAACAUAUUUGAACCUGCAUCAAUACUGCAACCUCAGCGACUUUUGCCACCAGAAGCAUUAGAAAACAAACCCAUAGAGAGCAAUAAUAACCAAUCAAAGAGGCUUAACUUAGCGGAUUUUGAAAGUGAUGACUUCAGUCCUUUUGACUACAUGGAACUGAAGAGCAUUAAUGAGCUAGAAGAAUUAAAUACAGUAUUUCAAGGUAUGGCUGGAGGAGGAGUACCUAGUCAACCUGGACCAGAAGCUGCAGUAACCUCAGCAUCUCCUCUCUAUAGUUCAGUUUCUAGUGCUUCUCAGUUUGUUAAUGGUGCUCCUGUGAACUAUGGACAUCAAUUUGUAUCAAACUCUUAUGGAUCUGUAACUGGUAGCUCACUGUACCAGGCUGCUGCUUUAACUACUAAUAGGGUCGAUUCAAAUUCAUCCAUACCACUUGAAGGGGAAGUCUCCAUUUCACUCUAUAAUAAUACUGGUGCUCCAGUGAAUUCGUAUCCAUUUAUAAAGACUCCAGAUUCACUUGAAGGCUCUUACAGCAGUGUUAGAUUUUCACCAAAUUCCCAGGUUAUUAAAUCUAAAAGUACUUGUCCACAAGGAUCUUACCUUCCAGGAGUUCUGUAUAAUCAUACUGGAAGAUCAGUCUCGGUUAGUGAGGAGUCUAGUAACACGUUUUCUAAACAUCUAGUGGAACCCAGUAUUUCUUCUCAUCCAGGCUCGUCAUUAAGUGAGCAUUUAAGACUUAAAAGCUCAAAAAGUACUUCUGAUCUGCGAACACUGUCUGAUAUUCUUGAAUAUGAAAAUAUCAAUGAGGUAUCUAUACGGUCUGUGACACCACCACCACGACCUCGAGCCGUUAGCACUGCUGGUGCUCAAAUACAAUGGAGUAAAAAUGUUCCUGUUAACAAUAACUCUGAGACUGUAAACACUACCAAGAAUCUCUGUGAAUUGACCACCAUUAAUAGUAAAGCAAGUGCCUUUUCUGAAGAUUUUCAAUUACCAAAUCCAUAUGGAGAGCUGAGGGCUGAGGAAAAGUACCUUGUGGACACUAUUUGUGACAUGGGGUUCCCACAAGAUAUGGUUUCACGAGCAGUCAAACACUUGGGCAACAAUGAUAAAAAGGUUGUAGAUCACUUGUGUCAAGUUCAAGGUUUAGUGGAGAAAGGAUAUGAUGGAAUAGAAGCUGAGACAGCUCUUCAUCUUCAUGAUUACAGAGUAGAAGAGGCCAUGAAGUACUUGGACUUGAUGAAUCAGUUCAGUGUCCUGGGAUUUGAAAAAGAUGCUAUCAAGAAGGCAUUAAUAAGACAGAAAAAUGACCGAGAUAAGGCUUUAGAUGCAUUACUUCUCUAAUAGUUCCAGAGUGAAUAACUGCCUCUUUGUUUUUAUUCAGAAUAAACCUGUAAAAAAUAUGUGCAUCCAUUCCAGAAAAAACAAAAUGUUGAAUAAAUACUGUUGAACAAUGCAUUACUGCUUUGAAAAAAAUACUUUUAUAUGAGCAGAAUUAUCCUGAUGAAACUAUAGAUUUAGCAGUGUUCGUACUAUAUUCUAUACAUAUGUAUAUGAAGAGUUGUUGUGUGAAUAGUGUAUUGUGGUAAUUGAUCUGAAUUCAACUGGAGUGGAACCAAGAUUAAUUGUAUGUAUAGAUAAAUAUAAUUAUGUGAGUGAGUGGGAUAAAGCUUUUAUGGAGCUAAAGAAAAUAAUUUCAGUUGGUCAGCUGAUUAAUUUUUUCUAGUAUUUCAGUGAAGGAGAUACCAUUGCAAUAGUAGAAAGAACUUCUAGGUGAUUUAUUUAAACCAACAAAUGAUUUUUGUUCAUUCAGUAAAGGUUUUGCUAUAUUAAUUUCUUAAUAUACCAUGCAAUGUUUGCAACACGUGCAUAACAAUCAGUAAUAUAAAAACAUUGGUAAGAUGUUCAAAAAUAAAAGAGUUUGUUGCUAUUUGCUUGGUAAGUAUUAUGUAGUUUUUAAUUUUCAAAUAAUUCCAAGGACUUUAGCAUCUUCUUUAAAAAAUCAAGCUCUGAAAAUAUUACCUGGUUGUUUUUAACACUUUUUUUUUAUCACAUUUUCAAAAGUACACACUGUAUUGUCUACACAUGAAACAAUUAGGAGAUUAGGCUGCAUGUUGAUAACUAUCACAAAGUAUUCGGUUUUGCUGUUUUUUUUAACACACAAUAGAUGAACUUGAGACUUUUGAAAGACAAGAACAAUUUUCAAAUACCAGCAGUCAUGUUUAAUGUUAUCCUAGUAGAAAGUAUGAACAGUACUUUAAAAAGGUAUGAGCUUUUUGAAUAAUUCACCUAUCUCGAUAAAUAAUACGUAUACUGCUAAAACUCACUUUAAUCUUGGAGUAACAUAGUAACGAAAAAACAGUGUGAAUGUGCAUAUAAAGAAUUUUCCUUUGUUUCAUUAAAAGUUCCUUCCCACCCAUUUAACAUUUUGUUUAUUUUUGCUUCAGAAGUCUGUUGGAUUCAACCACUGAUUCAAGCUUUUUAAGUUUGCUGCUCUGGUUAUGUGGUAUAUUUUUAUUUAUAUGAGUGGUAUUUUUGUUUCAGACAUAAUGGUAUAUUUAUAAUUAAAUUCAAAGUAUUCUGUUGUGUUUCCAUUGAAGAUAUACUUCUGCUACUGUAGACAGGGAACUUUCUUCCUGAAUGAGUCUUUGACCCUGUAACUAAGAAGGACUUGCAAGAUCAGUGAUCAGUAGUCAAAAUCAGUGUUAUUCAAGUGGUAUCUCAUUAAAAUACCUGGAACGUGUUAUUCAAGUGGUAUCUCAUUAAAAUACCUGGAACGUGUUAUUCAAGUGGUAUCUCAUUAACAUACCUGGAACGUGUUACUCAAGUGGUACCUCAUUAAAAUACCUGGAACGUGUUAUUCAAGUGGUAUCUCAUUAAAAUAUCUGAAACGUGUUAUUCAAGUGGUACCUCAUUAAAAUACCUGAAACGUGUUAUUCAAGUGGUAUCUCAUUAACAUACCUGGAACGUGUUAUUCAAGUGGUAUCUCAUUAAAAUAUCUGAAACGUGUUAUUCAAGUGGUAUCUCAUUAACAUACCUGGAACGUGUUAUUCAAGUGGUACCUCAUUAAAAUACCUGGAACGUGUUAUUCAAGUGGUACCUCAUUAAAAUACCUGGAACGUGUUAUUCAAGUGGUACCUCAUUAAAAUACCUGAAACGUGUUAUUCAAGUGCUAUUUCAUUAAAAUACCUGGAACAAAAUUUGAAUUUUUUGACAUACAUUUUAGAUCAUUGGGGUCAGCAGGAACAAAAUGGUGGAUGUUGAAAUUUUGUCCCGAUAGGGUACUGUUAUGUAUGACAAAAGUAAGAUGAUUUAAAAAAGUCAUAUCAGAAUACUUCACCAUUCUAACAGUAAUAACAAAAUGGUAAUCAGAGUGACAAAGGUAUUCUCAGAUAAAGUUAAUUUCAUGCAUUAUAAAACAUUUAAAAGCCGCAUAUAUGAAAAUAAUUCUUAAAUAGCCCAAAUUCAUAUCUUGUGUUCACAGUACUAUAUCGUAAAGCUCGGAGAUUAGUGGCAGUUGCUAAUCAAUUAAUUUACACUCCCAUUAAUCAAUUAGUAAAGUGUUCCUCAAACCUUGGUACAUACAAACAAAACAACAAAAAAUUUUGACAGCAGAUGUUCCCAGCAAGUUAGUUACCUUCCCUCCAUUCAGCAGCCCAAAAUUAGUUACAGUGGUAGGUAGCCUUAGUAAUUUUGCCGUAACAAAGACAGGAUGAUCAAAAGUGUGGUGGCUGUGUAGCUAGCUUUGUGCUUAACAAACCAUAUAGCAAUAUUUUGAUAUUACUUUGACAGUUGAAAUAAAUGAAAAUACUUAUAAUCAGAAACCCUAAUUUUUCAUUAGUUGAUUAUUUUUGUGACAGUCGAUCUAAUUGGAAUUUUGAUUAGUCGAUCUUUGGAAUAAUUGGAAAUACUCAUUUUGAUAUACAAACUGAUUUUGAUUGAUUUAAUGACAAUUUCAAUUAAUUAGUUUGCAUGAAACUGACCAAUGUAAUCUGGUCAUACAUAGUUCAUUAAUCACCCAUCUCUACUAUAUCAUUUUGCCUUAUGCUCGCAUAAUUUCCUGACUUUUGAUCCCACAUUCAACCUCUCCUCAACUUGUAUUGCUUAGAUAUUUUUACAUAUCAGGAAGUAAUGUAUGAAAAUGUUUUGUUCUUAAAAACUAGUUAGAACAUGCAAAAAUGGAUUUUGUAUUUUGGCUCCAUUUUUCUCUGUAUUUCAAUGAGAUACUACUUGAAGAUAAACUUUGAUACUAAAUUUUGAUCAUUGAUCUUGACUGUCUUUUGUUAUUCUGCUUUUGUCACAAGCAGUAAAACCUUGUUUAAAAAAAAUCUGGCAUUGUAUUUGCAACAAAAUCACUUUUUGAAUUUGCUCAAGCUUCUCUUUUGUUCAUAUUUAUCAUAGUACAGACAUUUUUGUAUUUUGCAGGAACAUUUUUUUUUCUUUUUAUUAAGAUGUGAUCAGUGGUUCCUCUUCCAACUUGACAAACAUAUCAUAAGACAUGUUUAAACUCUGAUGCAAUUUCUUCUCCUACCAUAGACAACCACAGAAAUUAUUACAGGGAGGGGCAAAGACUUUUGCGGGGGGAAUAGUGUGAAAUUGUAAAUCGAAUAAAAAAAAUUCACUUACAUUAUGUAACUCAUUUUCCCUCCCCCACCCACCCCUUACUCGAGUGCGUGGAUGCCCGUAUAUCCUACUUACAUUCUGCAACUGAAGGUUUUGAUUGUGGCUAAAGGCCUAACAACAGGUUCAUUGUGAAAUCCUGUUCCACAUUUCCCAAGUUUUCCAGUUAGUUACCUUUUACAAGUUUCUGUUGCUACAAACCAAGAUUGGUUAAUGAUAUCACUAGGUUAGUGGUGUUACAUCUAGUGAUUUCAAGAGCAGUUUUCUCCAAGUUUUUUUUUUAUUAUUAUUUUUAUCUAAAAAAAAAAUAUUUUUUUUUCUUAAUUAGGCUAUGUCGUAGUCAAAGUUUACCUAUUAUGGAUUAUAACUGUAUAAAAUUUCAUUUCUUCAAGGUUAGAUAGGAUUCAAUAUUCCUAGUAUUCUUAUAUUAAUUAUGUUAUAAGUAACUGAUUAUAUCAUUUUGAGUAUAAUAGUAUAAUUUAUUUUUGCAAACAUCAUGACAUUUAAUAUUUUUUUUUCGUUUACAAAUGAUUUUUUUACCAUCAAAGCAUGCUUUACCAAAAGAAUAUUAAAUUUUUAAUUAGAUGAUUGUGAAAUAUUCUUUAGUUUUAUCAUCCUAUCAAAGGCAUAACUUGGAGAUGCUAAUAUGUUGUUUUUUUUUCAAAUCAACCUAAUCAGCUUGUGUAUUAAUUUAGAAAAAAAGUCACAUGACAUUUAUUUGUAAGAGCAUUUUGCAUUGAAAGUUAUCAUUCAGGACAUGCAGACAUCUUUGUAAGCACAGCAAAGUUUUUUAAGUGUGAAUGAUGUUUUUGUGCAAUUACUUUGCCCUUCGUUUAGGUGGGUUUUUUGGCAUUCCAUGUUUUAGAUUUUUUUUAUACAAACAACAUAACUCAUCUAUAAUAAAGAAUAAUAAUUUAGCUUGUCUACUUAUAGGUUUAGAAUUUUCCUCAUUUCCAACAUAACUCCUUGCACCACAUAUAAGUUGAUAAGGUUAAGAUUUAUCUAAUUAUGAUCAACCUUUUUUUAUGACCUUAUAAAAAUCGUUCACAAAAAAUAUAAAUGUCUCUUUUUUUUUUUAACUUCUCACAUUGAAAUUUUACACCAUCUGUUUGUUAUUAUAACCAAUAAUAAUCUGUUUUGUGUAGAUGUUAUUUAGGGAAAGUUACAUUUCUGUCAAUGCAGUAUGAGACUGAUUACUUUAGUCCUUUUUCCAGCUUAAAAAGGAUGUUUUCUGUGUUCUGCAUUUUUUUCAUCACUCGAGAGUAGUCCUAUAAUUUGUUUAUUCUACACAUCAUCCAUUUCAGUGGUCCUCCAAUGGGAUAGCAGUAAAUCUAAAUACUUCCAACACUAAAAUUUGGGGUUUGAUUCCCUGCAAAGAAUAGUCCAAAACAAACCAUUUCAGUGAGAGUUAAAAAUAAUUUUUCAUCGUUUAUUCCAGAUUUUCGUGAUAACUUUGAAUCAGGUUAUUAUUAAAACUGAAGCUUUUGAUUUUAGGUAAGUUAAUUAUUUUUAUCACUGAUAAUCAUCUCUUAAAAAUCUCUGGUUUGAUGUCCCGCAGUGGACAGAGUGUAGAUAGCCUAUUGCAUAGGUUUAUGCUGAAAUACACAAACCUGAGUUUUGUGUUAAACAUGUGUACUUUGAAUGUCUUUGUAUCACCUCUGAUUUGUUGCUAGAAUUUUAACUUUGUUUCUGUUCCUCACAAUCAGCAUGCUGCAUUUUUCUCUCCUGUUUUACUAUAAUAUUUUUUUAUUCUUGGUUAGAAAGAACCUACCAGUUAAUUAUUGAUUGUAAGUGUUUCCAAUUUAGCUGCCCCUUCAAUAAUGAUGUACAAUAUUUGAAAUAGUAUUUCAUAUCGUAUUGAAUUUUUUUAAUAAUUUGUCAGUUAUGGGCUGAAAAUGUAGCUGUAAAAAAGGCCAGUCAGUGUAAAAUAAGAACUGUAUAACAUGCAAGUACAGUUGUUUAUAUUUUUAAAAUUAUAGUUAUGCAUGGCAUUUGUAAUUAUUGAAAAAAAUUAUUUCGAUAAUUGUGAUACCGUUCCUCAUAGUAGCACUUGUUUGAAAAGUAAAAUUGAUUCUGAAACUCCCUUGCUUCUUGGAUACAGGUUAAUUAUAUUAUGAGCAUUACAGAGAGUUUAUUACUAUGUCACAAUAUAUUUUGUAGGUUUCUUAAAGGAGAAAAAUUGUAAUCUACUGGAAUUCUUACAUUUAUUUAUAUAUGUACCAUUUCAUAUAUUAGGUUGCAUAAAGAUAUUAUUUCAUAGUGUU
Limulus polyphemus (Atlantic horseshoe crab) is the source of this 7571-nucleotide messenger RNA. Its product is annotated as ubiquitin-associated protein 1-like. Gene Ontology annotation, cellular component: ESCRT I complex. The record is from RefSeq and is a predicted model, not a curated record. Gene Ontology annotation, molecular function: ubiquitin binding. The coding region runs from base 235 to 2031 and encodes 598 amino acids. The transcript has 8 exons. Gene Ontology annotation, biological process: ubiquitin-dependent protein catabolic process via the multivesicular body sorting pathway. NCBI's taxonomy places the organism in Eukaryota, Metazoa, Arthropoda, Merostomata, Xiphosura, Limulidae.